AUGAUGGCCGAGUCGACACCUACGACGGGACCGGUUAUUAUUUCUGGGCUUGGUGUUGGUGGCAUUCCAGUGCUGCAACCUCCACGACCGCCUUCAGUGCCUGGGACGGCGUCUCCAGCUGUCCCGCAGCAGCAUCGAGAAGUUCCGGUAGUGAGUGCACCAGUGCCAAUGGCGAACGUGUCUACGGGGAAUGUGCCGUUGAAGCUUCUGGGAAUGAAUCUAGGGAGAGCCGCGGAACUAAUGUUUCCCCUUCCACUGCCUCGUUCGUCAAUGGAGGUGAACAAGACGCCACCGAAGAUGGAGGGAAGCUUUAACCUCCUGCCAAAGCCACUUGUGUUGAGCUGUGCGAAAUGCGAACUGAGAUUACCCUGGCGUUAG
Messenger RNA from Phytophthora nicotianae INRA-310, 378 nucleotides. RefSeq lists its product as hypothetical. The transcript has a single exon. Bases 1 to 378 code for a protein of 125 amino acids. NCBI's taxonomy places the organism in Eukaryota, Oomycota, Peronosporomycetes, Peronosporales, Peronosporaceae. The record is from RefSeq and is a predicted model, not a curated record.